This is a messenger RNA of Mirounga angustirostris (Northern elephant seal), 2723 nucleotides long. RefSeq names its product thiol methyltransferase 1A (gene TMT1A). The coding region runs from base 429 to 1166 and encodes 245 amino acids. Lineage: Eukaryota; Metazoa; Chordata; Mammalia; Carnivora; Phocidae. The transcript is spliced from 2 exons. The record is from RefSeq and is a predicted model, not a curated record. Gene Ontology annotation, molecular function: S-adenosylmethionine-dependent methyltransferase activity.
GGACACUUGGCAGCAGGCUUGUGGUACGGUUUCAGCAGGCUCCGACCACAGACUGUUUUCUUUGCAGAAAUCUAUGGAGGAUCUGGAGAGGGUGGAAGUGCGCCAUGCAUAUGAAACUCCAGCUGGAAACUCACAGUAGUUCCCAAACAAACCCAGAGAAGGAGAGGCUGGAACUGCUGUGGAAUAAGGGACUGUAAUCAACUCUCCUUCUAAGGGAAGUCGGGAACCUUCUCCCUUUGCUUCGUGAAAACUAAGCUGAAUCUUUUGCCAAACGCCUAUAAAUGAGGCAAAAUGGCCCGUGAUUUGACUUCAGCUGCAUUUCUCUCCCAGCCAGUUCUCUCCUCUGCAGCUGAUUGGCUCUGGAGUGUGGCCAGAACUCCACCUCCUGCAAUAAAGGAGUCCAGGGCUAACUGGUCUUUCUCUUCUGAAUGAUGGCGCUUACCGUCUCUAUCCUCAGGCUGCUCGUCGGCAUCCUGGCAUUUCCCAUGUUCCUGCUGAACUUUCUAGGCUUGUGGAACCAGAUAUGCAAAAAAUGGUUCCCCUACUUCAUGCUGAGGUGCUCCGUGAUGUACAACCAGCAGAUGGCCAGCAAGAAGCGGGAGCUCUUCAGCAACCUGCAGGACUUCGUGGGCCCCUCCGGGAAACUCUCCCUGCUGGAGAUAGGCUGCGGCACCGGGGCCAACUUCAAGUUCUACCCACCCGGAUGCAGCGUGACCUGUAGUGACCCCAACCCCAACUUUGAGAAGUUCUUGAUCAAGAGCGUGGCGGAAAACCGACACCUGCAGUUCGAGCGCUUCGUGGUGGCUGCCGGGGAGAACAUGCCUCAGGUGGCCGAUGGCUCCAUGGACGUGGUGGUCUGCACCCUGGUGCUGUGCUCCGUGGAGAGCCAGGAGCGCAUCCUCCAGGAGGUGCGCAGAGUGCUGAGGCCGGGAGGGGCUUUCUACUUCCUGGAGCAUGUAGCAGCAGAGAGCUCAACUUGGAAUCACUUCUGGCAACAAAUCCUGCAUCCUUCCUGGUACCUGCUGUUUGACAGAUGCCACCUGACCAGAGAGAGCUGGAAGGCGCUGGAGCAGGCAGCCUUCUCGGAGCUCAAGCUGCAGCACUUCCAGGCGCCGCUGUCCUGGAAGCUGAUUCGCCCCCACAUCUGUGGCUACGCUGUGAAGUAGCCCCAGUGGGGAGCAGAGAGCUGAAUGGCUCAUGGCUUCAGGCUACACUUUUACACUUAAAAUACUAAUUGGAAGAAAGGAAACGUUUUGUUUUUUUUUUAAAGUAAAGUUGCAUUUCAUCCCUAAGAAUUUAUGUUACAACUUCUUUAGCUAUUUUCUGUUGUCUCCCAGAGGAUCAAAACCAAACCAAAGCAAAACAGGGUUCUCCCUUAAAAGGAAAUGCUGGGGGGCACCUGGGGGACUCAGUUGGUUAAGCGACUGCCUUCAGCUCAGGUCAUGAUUCCAGGGUCCUGGGAUCAAGCCCCGCAUCGGGCUCCUUGCUCAGCAGGGAGCCUGCUUCUCCCUCUCCCUCUAUCUGCUACUCCACCUGCUUAUACUCUGUCAAAUAAAUAAAUAAAAAUUCUCUAAAAAAAAAAAAAAAAAAGGAAAUGCUGGGCUUUCAUAAUUGAAGUUUACCGUUAUCCCCAAACUUCAGUUUAUGCGAUAACUUCAAAAUCCUUCCAAUUUAUAUUGUUACCUGGCAGAUUUUCCUUUCACCCCCUCUUUGAGAGCUUGGUGCUAAGAGGCAGUGAAAUCACUCAAAAGAGGACUUGAAAAGGGAAAGUGACAAGAUCUUAAUACUUCACAAACUGAGCCAAGAAAUACCAACUAGUUGAAAACCCAAAUCUAAGUAGCCCAGCUCUUUUUGAAAGAGAAAUCUGAAUCUAUCUGUUGUUCCUAGUAACGGGGCUGGUUUUCAAAAUUAAUGGACUAGGAAGCCACAGCUAGCUCUGCCCAGCGUUGUUGUUUUUACUCCACUGACGUUUGCGUUCCUGCAUUCCAGUCUUCAAUUCUUAAGAUGAAGAGUGUACUUGACACCUUAGUAUAACCAGAAAAAUAGCUGAGGCACUUAAGUUUCUUGAAUACAUUUUCCUUAUUACAUAGCAGAUACUUUGCUGCAUGUCUUAAACUGUAGGUAAGGAAAAGGCCCACUGUAAUUAGGAAAACCUUGGAUAAAAUUAGGUACGCUUUCUAAGAGCCCCUAAAACCUAGGCAUUCUGGGAGUCUGUAAAGAAGUAGACACGUAUUUGGGUGAUUAUUCUGACCAAAUUUCCACUCCUGUCCCAGGAUGAUUUCUUUGUUCCUUGCCACCAUGGAAACCUCUGAAAAUCAUAAGUGCUUUGAAAACAAGUGUUAGGUUGGUCAGUCAGAGGGAUUAAGAAUAGCAUUUUCAGGGGCGCCUGGGUGGCUCAGUUGGUUAAGCGUCUGCCUUCAGCUCAGGUGGUGAUCUCUGGGUCCUGGGAUCAAGCCCCACGUUGGGUUCCCUGCUCAGUGGGGAAUCUGCUUCUCCAUCUCCCUCUGUCCUUCCACCCUGCUCAUUCUCUCUCUCUCUCUCUCAAAUAAAUAAAUAAAAUCUUAAAAAAAAAAUAGCAUUUUUGGCAAUAGUUUGUGUGUAUGUUAAUAAAUUUAGUAUAUUCUCUGUAAAGUAUAAUGACUUUACAAAGGGACUAUUUUAAAUAUGAAAUCAAUCAAAUUCACAUAGAUUUUAGGAAUGGAAAUAAAGGGUUUAUAUCUUUG